Lactuca virosa is the source of this 3389-nucleotide messenger RNA. The record is from the annotation of a GenBank genome assembly. Lineage: Eukaryota; Viridiplantae; Streptophyta; Magnoliopsida; Asterales; Asteraceae.
GUCUAUACCAGCGUCGCUCUCUGCUAAAGCUAAUAUCAACAGUUCGCCGGAGAUUCGCCAAUUGAACCUCGCCGUCGCCUGUUUUCGUUACCGAAGCUAGCAGAACAAAAGCGAGCAGAAUGAGGAAGAAGGUGGACGAACGUAUUAGAACCCUACUUGAAAAUGGAGUCAAAACGAGACACCGUUCAAUGUUCGUCAUCAUCGGUGACAAGUCCCGCGACCAGAUUGUGAACCUCCACUACAUGCUUAGCAAAUCAGUUGUUAAGUCAAGACCUAAUGUUCUAUGGUGUUACAGGGAUAAACUUGAACUUAGCAGUCAUAAGAAAAAACGGGCCAAGCAGGUGAAGAAGCUUAUGCAUAGAGGACUUCUAGAUCCUGAGAAGGUUGAUCCCUUCUCACUUUUCCUAGAAACUGCAGGGAUCACUUAUUGCCAGUACAAGGAUUCUGAGAGGAUUCUUGGAAAUACAUUCGGCAUGUGUAUACUUCAGGAUUUUGAGGCGUUGACUCCAAAUCUUCUAGCAAGAACCAUAGAAACAGUGGAAGGUGGUGGAUUGGUUAUGCUGUUGCUUCGUUCUUUGUCUUCGCUCACUAGUCUCUACACCAUGGUCAUGGAUGUUCAUGAGAGAUUCCGUACAGAAUCUCAUUCUUUAGCAACUGGACGCUUCAAUGAACGUUUCCUCCUUUCACUUGCAUCAUGUCAAUCAUGUAUAGUUAUGGAUGAUGAGUUAAAUAUCUUACCAAUCUCAUCUCAUAUGAAGUCAGUCACAGAAGUUCCAGUAGAAGAGGACUCUGAAGGUCUCUCAGAAGCAGAACGCGACUUAAAAGAUCUAAAAGAGCAAUUAAAAGACGACUUUCCUGUUGGCCCAUUGAUUAAAAGUUGCUGCACAUUGGACCAGGGAAAAGCUGUGAUUACUUUUCUUGAUGCAAUUUUGGACAAAACACUUCGUAGCACUGUGGCUUUACUUGCUGGUAGAGGGCGUGGAAAGUCAGCUGCACUUGGUCUUGCAAUUGCUGGAGCUGUUGCUGCAGGGUAUUCAAAUAUAUUUGUGACUGCUCCUAGCCCAGAAAACCUCAAAACUCUGUUUGAAUUUGUAUCAACGGGGUUCCGUCUGCUUGAGUACAAGGAACAUUUGGAUUAUGAUAUUGUGAAAAGCUCAAAUCCAGAGUUUAAAAAAGCGACCAUCAGAAUAAAUAUCUACAAACAACACAGACAGACAAUUCAGUACAUACAACCACAUGAACAUGGAAAACUGUCACAAGUUGAACUUUUGGUGGUUGAUGAAGCUGCAGCUAUUCCACUCCCACUUGUCAAGUCCUUAUUGGGUCCUUAUCUUGUUUUCCUUUCCUCCACUGUUAAUGGAUAUGAAGGUACAGGGCGAUCUCUAUCAUUAAAGCUACUUCAACAACUUGAAGAACAAAGUCGCACAUCUUCAAAAAGCAAAGAAGCUGUUCCUUCUGGCCGGCUUUUUAAGAAGAUUGAUUUGAGUGAAGCUAUUAGAUAUGCAAAUGGUGAUCCAAUCGAAUCAUGGCUUAACAAUUUACUUUGUUUGGAUAUUGCAAAUUCUAUUCCUAGUAUCAACAGGUUGCCUCCUCCUAGUGAGUGUGAUCUUUAUUAUGUUAAUCGGGAUACCCUUUUUUCAUAUCAUAAAGACAGCGAGCUAUUUCUUCAGAGAAUGAUGGCCUUAUAUGUUGCUUCUCACUACAAAAACUCUCCAAAUGAUCUCCAGUUAUUGGCUGAUGCGCCAGCUCAUCACUUGUUCGUCUUACUUGGUCCUGUUAACGAGUCAAGAAAUCAGCUCCCAGAUAUACUUUGUGUCAUCCAGGUGUGUCUUGAAGGAAAAAUUUCACAGGCUUCUGCAAUGAGAAGUUUAAGUGCUGGACAUCAACCUUCUGGAGACCAAAUUCCAUGGAAGUUCUGUGAACAAUUCCAAGACAAAGAAUUCCCAACUCUUUCUGGUGCUAGAAUCGUCCGCAUCGCAACACAUCCAAAUGCAAUGAAGCUUGGAUAUGGUUCAGCUGCCAUAGAAUUGCUAUCAAGGUACUUUGAAGGUCAGUUCACUUCCAUCUCUGAAGAAGAUGAUGUCCAAAACAAACCAGAGUCUUCAAAUCUCAGAAUCACUGAAGCUGCUGAGAAAGUGUCAUUGCUUGAAGAAAAUAUAAAGCCAAGAUCCGACCUACCUCCUCUACUUGUACAUCUACGUGAAAGAAAGCCUGAAAAGCUUCAUUACUUGGGUGUCUCAUUUGGACUUACUCUCGACUUAUUUCGAUUCUGGAGAAAACAUAAAUUUGCUCCAUUUUACAUUUGUGAAGUUCCAAAUGCUGUGACUGGUGAACACACAUGUAUGGUUCUAAAACUGCUGGCAAACGAUGAAAUUGAAGUUAAAAAAUCAGAUGAUGAAUGGGGAUUCUUUGGUGAUUAUUAUAGAGCUUUUAAGGCAGCAUUUGCUAGGCUUUUAUGUUCUCCAAGAUUUAACACAAUGGAAUACAAGCUUGCAAUGAGUAUCUUGGAUCCAAAACUCAGCUUCCCGGAUGCAGACCCUUCAUCAACAACAAUUUCACAUGGGAUAUAUGAUGACAUCAUCAAAUCUCAAGUCAGUAUGAAAAGACUAGAAUCUUAUGUCAACCACCUUGCUGAUCAUCAUCUCAUUUCAGACCUGAAACUGCCUCUUGCAUACCUAUACUUCCAGGAGAAGUUUCCAGUUACAUUAUCAUAUGCUCAAGCUUCUGUGUUACUAUGCAUGGGAUUACAGAACCAAGAUGCUUCAUAUACCGAGGGAGUGAUGAAGUUGGAAAGACAACAAGUAUUGUCAUUAUUCAUGAAAGUGAUGAAAAAGUUUCAGAAAUAUUUGAAUUCAGUAUCUUUAAAACAGUUCAGUGCCACUCUUCCACCAGUCAAAGAAGUUGUGUUGAAGCCACAUUUGAUUUCUGUGGAUGAGGAUCUUGAUGAAGCUGCAAAGAAAGUGAAGGAUGAGAUGAAAGCAAAGAGUGAAGGGUUAUUGAACCCGGAGUUUCUUCAGAGGUAUGCGAUUGCUGAUAAGGAUGCGGAUUUUGAAAGUGCUUUGCCAAGUGGUGGAAAGAUACCAUCAUCAGGUGAUGUGAUUAGUGUUAAGUCUUCUAGUAAAAGUAAAACCAAGCCAGAAAAACAACAACAUGGGACACCAAAAGAUAACAAAAAGAGUGACAAAAAAAGAAGCAAUGGAGGACGUUCUUCCAAUUCCAAAUCAUCAAAAAAGAAAAGAUCAUCAUCACCAUAGAUAGCAGUUACUAAUUAUUAUGGGUCUAUUUUGUCUACCCUUCAGUUUUGCAAACCAUGGUUAGGGUUAGAUUUUAGAGAUUAUUGGCGAUAUUAGAUGAAAUUUUGUAUGUGAAAUUACAAUUAUUUAAGGGUA